Messenger RNA from Macrosiphum euphorbiae (potato aphid), 615 nucleotides. The record is from the annotation of a GenBank genome assembly. NCBI's taxonomy places the organism in Eukaryota, Metazoa, Arthropoda, Insecta, Hemiptera, Aphididae.
AUGAGUUCUGACAAAAUUGACUAUCCAAAAGUAUCGAAAUUAUUUAGCGAUGCUGGUUUUAUCAUUAACAUUGGAGGAUUUCUCUUAAUCUUUGCAUUUAUAAGCCCUUAUUGGUUGGAAUCAUAUGAUGAAGCGUUCACAAAUUUGGAGCACAUGGGUUUAUGGACAUACUGUUUUAAUCACACCCAAUACCCUUACUAUCAAUUUGAAAAACUCUUUGGAUGGCUUGUAUUUUUGGACGUUUUCAUGAGUUUAGCAGUAUUGUUAUCACUUGGGACAUUACCAAUAAUUGUUGCUGUUGUAACGAGAUAUCCACAACGUCUCGUACUGAAAUAUGAGUACAUCCUUUCAGCUUUAUGUUUCUUAGCGGCUGCAACUACUACUGUAUUGAUACUGUUUACUGUGAGCCUGUUCCCAUUAUACUGUUGGAGUUGUGGUUUGGUCAUGUAUCCUAUGUAUAACCAUCUAUCGUGGUCAUUUUAUUCAGCUAUUCUAUCAGGUUUUGUGCAUGCUUAUGGAGCAUGGUAUUUAUUUCAGGGCGCAAAAAUUGCCUAUGAACAAAGAAGGAAGAUUGAAAAUUUAGUCAAGCAAAUAAAUGUAUUCUACAAUCAAUAA